GACUCAUGUGACAACUGCCAUACAAUUGUUUUCCCCAACCGUUUUUGGCGCGCAAUCACUGAAAAACCGUUAACCCAAAUUUAGCCUGAUGUCUUGGCCAUUUCUAGAUCUCUCUCUCUACUUUCCCACCCGAAAAUCUGGUGAGCUACAGGUUUUGAUUGAGUGGCCACCGGAAACGAGCACUUCGUCUCCACAGCCCGGCCACCCAACAAAACCUAUGCUCUCAUUUCCUAAAUUCAUAUGAUUUUUUAGGAUUUCCCAAAACACCAACCCACAACAACUGCAGAUCUGCAUUCCUAAUUGCUUACAUCGUAUGACAUGGGAUGAGUCGAUCGCAGUUGGAUAAUAUGGGUCAGCUUGGGGUCACAUAUCAUGGUGUGUGUUUGACGUUGGAAUUCGGAGUGAGGAUUAUAUCAUGCUGAUGCGCCUUUAUCUGAUCAACCUUUCCUUCUGAAGUUCAGAGGCAUCAUCUCAACGCUCUCGCGCACCAGAAAAUUUUCCCAGCUGAAGUAGGUUUCUCUGCAUGUACUAAGUCAAGCACUUGAGCCAAAAUGGCCACAAAGGUGAAGGGUCUCUUGAAAGGCCUGAGGUACAUUACACAGAUAUUCGAGGAAAAGGAUCAAGAAAUACAAAUUGGCUUUCCCACAGAUGUAAAGCAUGUUGCACAUAUUGGGUGGGAUGGUCCAUCUGCAAAUAGUACUCCCACCUGGAUGAGCGAGUUCAAAUCUCCUCAAGAAUCCGCAGGGCAACUUGCUGUUAAAGAAUUGUCCGCAAAAGAUAUAAAUAAAACAGGACUUUCUAUUGCCCAAUCAAUGGCACACCUGAACGAAAUUCCAAAGUCUACAUGUUCCCCAUCCAAGAAGAGCUCUGAUGGAAAAAGCAAAAAGAGUUCUAGGCGCCAUCGCUCAGCGGAAGCCAGUGGAGUGGAGUCCCCAGCACGAGAAGGUAGUAGCCGGAAUUCAAGAAGAAGCCGCAACUCUAAUAAUAGUCUUGGCUCCGAGUCCCCCUCACAUGACCCACCUGGGCUCCCAAAACUCAGGAAGAAAAAGGGUUCCACUGAUGGAGGAUCAACAAAAUCAUCAAGAAAGCCACGAUCUAAAGGCCAGACUUCAUUAACUGACAUGUCUCUUGAAGGUUCUGAGAAUGGUAGUCCAAUGCACGCGGCUUUUGCACGAGAGAAGGGUUCUGAGGUAAUCCCAGCAGGAAUUCAUAUUUAACCAAAUGAAGAAAUGGAGGUCUUAACAUCACAUCCCUCUUAACUGAUGAAGGUCUGACUUGACUUGUACUGGUUUCCUUCAUUCUGUUAUUUUUCAAUUUUUCCUUUUCACAUUGAUAGCUGUGAUUUGCAAAGCUCCAAAUGAGAUUUGAUUAAUUGUUAUCCAGUUUGUACAUUAGAAAAGAAAAUGAUGAGUUGCAAUUGUAAUUGACAACAGCCUUGUUUUGGAUCA
Molecule: messenger RNA, 1448 nt
Organism: Rosa chinensis
Lineage: Eukaryota; Viridiplantae; Streptophyta; Magnoliopsida; Rosales; Rosaceae
Product: CRIB domain-containing protein RIC6
Exons: 5
Coding region: 552-1217 (221 amino acids)
Source: RefSeq, a predicted model, not a curated record